Molecule: messenger RNA, 1407 nt
Organism: Cladophialophora psammophila CBS 110553
Lineage: Eukaryota; Fungi; Ascomycota; Eurotiomycetes; Chaetothyriales; Herpotrichiellaceae
Exons: 4
Coding region: 1-1407 (468 amino acids)
Source: RefSeq, a predicted model, not a curated record
AUGACUGGACCAUCAACCUCAUAUCCUCCAAAUCGCAAGACUUCAUGGACCUUAGACAACAGAGAACUUAUGUUGCGACACUUGAUCCCCGAAACGCAGCAACACUUUGCCCUCCUGUCUUCCCUGGCGUACAUGGCUUGCUCAACCCUUGACGCAUUGCGCAACCAUGGUCAAAGUGUGACGGCGCUGACAGUGAAGGGGAAGGUCGUGCAGGCCAUGAAUCACAGGUUCAGCGACUCCAGAGCAAAAGUCGAUAUUGUCGACUUCGCGACCGUUACCUCUUUAGCAAGCACGGUGGCCGUCUACGAGGGCGGAUUCGGACCAGAGUACUUGAUGCACCGAAAAGGGGUAGAGACCAUGGCGGUAAUCAUGGCGAAGCAGGCAAAUCCCGCCCGACAAAGCUCUCCUGUGGAAUUGUCGAUCAACAGAACCAUCGCUCUGCACCGUCAUAUGGCCCCCGUGGCCACCGACCUCCAAGUGCCUCCCCCCGAUUAUCCCGACCCGGACUUCGGUUAUGGCGACGAGUGUUUUCGCGUUGGCGGUGAUUCUCGUGGAGGGAACACGAAACUGAUUUUGGAGUCGCCCUUGUACUGCCCUGAGCCUGGUUUUCGUUACGUACAACGCUCGAAAUACUGCGAUGCGCGGCUGCUGCGACUUCUUUGCGAUCUGCGCGACUACCUGGACCUCCUCGAGAUCGAGCGCGACAUCGAGUCUCGGGUGGAGAAAGAAGCGUUUUGUUUCGCUCACCGCCUUGCACUACGCAGUCGACUGCUCGCUCAUGAAUCAAUCCAUUCACCAUCGACGUCGACAAGGGCGGCGGUGGGAAGAAGAAUCAUGCGCGAAAACGACUACGUCUACGAAUGUGUCAGACUGUGUGGAUUAGUCAUAGUCCAUCUCUCUGACACCUGUCUCCCUUGUCGCGCCGCCUUUCCAGUUAUUCCACCGAACCCUCCUGACGCCGCGAGCGCGACAACGCUCCCGAAUCUUUCACACUCAACAGAAGCACCACCCCCGUUUACAACGCCUCCACUAACUCGUUCCUCGGCAUCCACGAGACCAGACAUAAGCGUCCUCCCGCUCAUCGACUCUCCCGCCCCGUCGCACAUACUUCCCGCCCUGGCGUACAAUAUCCGCAAAGGCCCCAACGCGCUCGCCGGCUGGGACCUCGCCAUGAGAGGUGUCCUAUAUUUCGUCACAAACGUCGCGGGAGCCAUAUCGGUAGGCCACCCCGAAGCCCUGCUAAUCAUCUCUCUGGGCUCCAAGGGCGUCUUCGACAUGACCACGUCCAGCAACGAGCGAACCUGGGACGAAGCGUACCUUCCCUUGAAAACUUUCGCUGAGUUUCGGAAGUUGUGUUUGAAUGAGCGCAUUGUGAAGCUGACCACGAUGGAAGAUUACGACGCUUGA